Messenger RNA from Oncorhynchus kisutch (coho salmon), 1089 nucleotides. RefSeq lists its product as uncharacterized. The record is from RefSeq and is a predicted model, not a curated record. The coding region runs from base 430 to 1089 and encodes 219 amino acids. Lineage: Eukaryota; Metazoa; Chordata; Actinopteri; Salmoniformes; Salmonidae. The transcript has 4 exons.
UCAUUCAGAAUUCUGUGAAUAUAUAGUUUCACAGACAUAUUGUUUGCAUUUUUUUCCAGUUUGUGUGAAAUUGUUACUAAUAAUAUAAAACCAGUCUGCACACCACCAAGGUGAAUUGGUUUAGUAUUGACUCCUGGUUGACAGUGUUGGGGGAUCGGUAAUGUAUUGAUGCUCGAGUGCCAAAUCAACACAAAUGGAUAAGAAAAGGUCUAAGCCAUCAGGUGCCCAGUUUAGGAAAAAGAGGAAAGAAGAAGAGGAGAAACGCGCAAAAGAUUAAGGGGCACUAAUGAAACAUUUUGGAGCACCCUCUGGCACUGACCAGGACGAGGCGCCAUCUACCUCCUCAGCCACACAGGCCUCUUCAGAAAUGAUCUCGGAGCCUCAGGAUGAGGAACCAUCACCUCCUCAGCCACACAGGUGUCGUCACAAAUGUUGUCUGAGCCUGAGGAUGAAGAUGAAGACCCAUUUGCUUCCACUUCUCCCCAGCAGGAUUCUUCAGAAAUGCCUGUAGCAGCAUCCCCACUAAAUCCUGAUGCUGAGGAUGAACCACUGUCUACAGACCCUGCUGCUGAGGAUGAACCACUGUCUACAGACCCUGCUGCUGAGGAUGAACCACUGUCUACAGACCCUGCUGCUGAGGAUGAACCAUUGUCUACAGACCCUGCUGCUGAGGAUGAAUCACUGUCUAUAGACCCUGAGCUGAGGGUGAACCACUGUCUACAGACCCUGCUGCUGAGGAUGAACCACUGUCUACAGACCCUGCUGCUGAGGAUGAACCACUGUCUACAGACCCUGCUGCUGAGGAUGAAUCACUGUAGCAAGAGGUUCCGCCUCGCCUCUAAUCUCAAAACGUGCCAGCAGCCAGCAAAUUCCUCCUGCAGACAGGCUGGCUCAUCAGGUGGGGAGCCCUGGAUGUGUGAGCGGAGUAGGAAUCAACCACAGGGCUCACCACAGGAAUCAACCACAGGGCUCACCACAGGAAUCAACCACAGGGCUCACCACAGGAAUCACCACAAGAAUCAACCACAGGGCUCACAACAGGAAUCAACCACAGGGCUCACCACAGGAAUCAACCACAGGGCUCACUAG